Messenger RNA from Puccinia graminis f. sp. tritici CRL 75-36-700-3, 1228 nucleotides. RefSeq lists its product as uncharacterized. The record is from RefSeq and is a predicted model, not a curated record. Lineage: Eukaryota; Fungi; Basidiomycota; Pucciniomycetes; Pucciniales; Pucciniaceae. The transcript is spliced from 8 exons. Bases 78 to 1157 code for a protein of 359 amino acids.
UUGCAGGGCAUUCUUAUAAAUUCUUAUAAAUAACUUUUUACUAAAACCACUUCCAUCAGCUCAAACCACCUCCAACAAUGCUCGUAGGCAAGAUGCAGCGGGCCAUUUUAAUGGCCAUCUUUCUCUUCGCUAGCCUUUCUGUUGCGGAAGACGUUAAUCCAGGUGGGGGAACAACCAAUGAAGCAAAAAGCACUACUACCAACUCUGGUUCCGGCGGAGACGCUAAGCCCAACGGGUCCGGCGGCGACACCAAGCCCACCGGGUCCGGCGGCGACACCAAACGGAUCUUCGAUUUCAAGUUAACCGACGACAUGAAAACUGCCGACCUGGACAACCCUAGCUCGGCACUGAGCAAACUCAUCGCAUUUAUCGUUAAAGGGGCUGGAAAGGCCUCGGAAUACGUCUCAAUCCUCCACCCCAGGAAAUCGCCCUCCGAAAUUCAGUUGGAGAUCCGCGACGACUCCAUCUUCAUCCCAGGUGGCAACUCUGCCAAUGCCCAGCACGGUUUCCGACGAACGGAUGUCAAUCCGGCUAUUGACAAAACCACCACUCUUACUGGGAUCACCACAUGGUACCAAACUAUCCGAUUGGACUCCAAAGCCCCACUGGUACUUACCCACGGCUACCUCUUUGCUAGCAUAGAAGUACCCUCCGGUGAUCACAUCUUCGACAUUUUCGGCGGGUCUGACUUCGACGCCCAAAACACCGACCACAAGCCUAGCAGCAACAGUGAAACUAUCAGAGUGCGGGACUUCAAGACCAAGACGCUCCUGUCGCUCCCUCUGAAGUAUGAUCAAAACUACAACUUUGCUGUCACUGUUGACUGGGAUGCAAACACGCUCACAGUUUACUCUUCAAUCGGUGCCGAGCCUCUCAAGAUGGCUGGAGGCCCUAUGCCCAAUGACGCCAAAGCCAUGUCUCCCGAGUUCAAACAAAAGGGAGAAUACCACAUCCAAUUGAUCAAAUUCCCCCUCGCCGACUCCAAGGACCCAGUCGACAAACGUAGCGACACCCCUCACUUCGGUUUCCAAGAACCUAUCAAGAAAGAACAUGUCUUCUUCUCGAAUGUCUUCGCAACCUCGGGCAAGGAGAUCGAACAGCCCAAAUUCAGCGUUUCGAAGAAGGGCAAGAAGCCCAAAGCCUGUAAACGAUCGUGAUCGGCGCUUUCCAUCCAGUUCCAUCUUGUUUUUAUUUUCCGGCAGGGCUGUUGUUUUAGAAAAGAAUUGUG